Leptopilina boulardi is the source of this 2109-nucleotide messenger RNA. Its product is annotated as facilitated trehalose transporter Tret1-like. Gene Ontology annotation, biological process: transmembrane transport. Gene Ontology annotation, cellular component: membrane. Lineage: Eukaryota; Metazoa; Arthropoda; Insecta; Hymenoptera; Figitidae. Gene Ontology annotation, molecular function: transmembrane transporter activity. The record is from RefSeq and is a predicted model, not a curated record. The transcript has 10 exons. The coding region runs from base 125 to 1729 and encodes 534 amino acids.
UGUAAUUCUUAAUUUGUCUUAUUAUGAUAAAUAUAGUAAAGCUGAAAAGCAAUUUGAAUUCAGUGUUACUUUGAAGAAUGCGAAAGUAACACGAUAAAAGUGUGAUACAGUGAAAUUUUCAAAAAUGGAUAACAGUGAUAAAACUUCUCUUUUGUUAAAUGACGAAAAUCAAUCAGUUUUGAAUUAUAGAACUAGUUAUCCUACUUUACAAAUUAAAUCGAAAGAUUUAAAAAGUUCAAUAGAGAACAAUAAUAAUUAUGACUAUUCCACUAUUGUUAGACGAUAUUCUUCAAAUUCAAAGGGUGUUAUGGCACAGUGCUUGGUGACAGGUGCAGUAUUUAUUUUAAUGGCAGGUUGUGGCAUGCCAAUUGGUUAUAGUGCAAUUCUUUUACCCCAAUUAUUAGAAAGUAAUGGAACUCUUCAUAUUGACACUGAAACAGGAUCAUGGAUAGCUUCAGUGCAUAGUUUAGCUACACCAAUUGGAGCAUUAGUUUCUGGGCCCUUAAUGGAUUUUAUUGGAAGAAGAGGAUCACUUCAGCUGGCAGCAAUUCCCCUUUGUUCUGGAUGGAUAAUUAUGGCUUUCGCUAAAUAUGUCCAUCAUUUCUUCUUAGGGAGAAUUCUAUCCGGAUUUGCUGUUGGAUUAACCGCAGUUCCCUCUCAGGUAAUAUUAGGAGAAAUGGCAGAUCCAGGACUUCGAGGAAUGUUAGUGGGUGGCACAAUAGCAGCAUAUUCUGCAGGAAUUCUUUUCGUUUAUGCUUUAGGUGCAAUUUUAAGAUGGGAUUUUGUAGCCAUUUAUGGAACAAUUCCAUCAAUAUUGGGAUUUAUGACUCUUUGUAUGGUUCAUGAAAGUCCUGCCUGGCUAAUCAGGCAAAAUCGAGUAGAAGCUGCAAAAAAGGCACUUCUAUGGCUCAGAGGCGGUGAUAAGGCUCAGGUAAUAAUUGAAGCUUCCAUUUUAGAGGCAAGAGCAAAUGCUGAUCUUGUCAGGAAGUCAAUUAAUCCUUCUUUAAGAGAAAAAGCUUUAUCAGUAUUUUCAACAAUCUUCAAUCCAGGCGUCAUUAAACCACUGAUUAUAAUUAAUGUCUUUAAUGUUCUUCAACUCCUCAGUGGGACUUAUGUCAUUAUUUUUUAUGGAGUUGACCUCAUGAAACAUAUAGGCGUAAAUAGUUUGGAUAAUUAUUUAUGGGCAGCUUUAUUGGCUGUUAUGAGAUUAAUAUUUUCUAUUUGUGCUUGCUUCCUAUUGUUGAAAAUGGGCAGAAGAACAUUGGCUCUUCUCUCUGGUAUUGGAACAGGAUCAUCGGCCUUAAUUUUGGCGAGUUACUUAUUACUUCAAAAAGGAGUCUCCUCUUAUGAUAUUUACGUCCUUGGUUCAUGUCUUUUGAUCUAUGUGGCUGCAAAUACCAUUGGAUUUUUGAGCUUACCAGGAAUUAUGGUGGGUGAAUUGCUUCCUCAAAGAGCUAGAGGUUUAGCAGGUGGUUUCAUUUUUUCAUUGUUUCACCUAACACUUUUUGGCGUUACAAAAUACUUUCCUCAGAUGACAGAAUCAAUUGGUAUGCCUGGUAUAUUUUUAAUCUUUGCCAAUUUUGCAUUUAUGAAUGUUGUCUUUACCUAUUUCAUUUUGCCCGAGACUAAAGAUCGUACUCUUCAGGAAAUUGAAGAUUAUUUUCAGGAAGGAAAUCUUUUCUGGAUCACAAAAAAAGAAGAACGAAAACAAACUGAACCAUUAAUUUAAUGACAUGCAAUGAUCAUAUAAACGAUAAUUAAGUCCACAAAGUUUAUGAUAAAUGAUUAAAAAACAAAUUUUUUGUAACAUGGAAAUUUAUAACAUGUUUUAGCUGUAAAAAUGUUUCUCAUAAUUUAUUGAUAAAUAAACACUGCAAGAAAUAUUUUUAAGACAAAAAUUCGUAGAAUUUGUCAAAAAAAAAAAAUAUAUAUAUUUCUUUAAAAAUCGUUGAUUAUAAACUUUGUGAACUUCAGCAAUGAUCAUUACAUAAGUAAAAAAUAAAUCUACUGCCAAAAAAAAACGCUGUUUGAAGAUUUAAAUAUUGUACUUUUGUGAUUAUUAUUUUUUUAAUGUAUAGAAUCGCAAAUUAGAAACAAAUCAUAAUUUAU